Petromyzon marinus (sea lamprey) is the source of this 3323-nucleotide messenger RNA. Lineage: Eukaryota; Metazoa; Chordata; Hyperoartia; Petromyzontiformes; Petromyzontidae. The record is from RefSeq and is a predicted model, not a curated record.
CCACCACCACCACCCUCCCCACCACCACCACCACCACCCUCCCCCCACCACCAAUGCCGUCACCUGGACGUCUGACGUCGCUGGUGGACGGCACGGGUCCCCGCGUGGGUCCGGAGGGUGCCGAGGUGGUGGGUGGGGGGGUUGUGGGGGGGGUGGUGGUGGUGGUGGGGGGGGCGGCGGGUGAUGCCCCCCACCACCACCACCAACCCCCCGCCCACCACGAGCAGGUGUUUGGUGAGGAGGUGGACCCAGAGCAAGUGUACUACGACCUCCAUCACGUCGGCCACGGAAACUUUGGCUCCGUCCACUUUGCUCGGCAUGCUGAUACCUGUGAGAUCGUCGCCAUCAAGAAGAUGAACCUCACCAGUGGGGGGAGACGCAGCGCUGAGCGGUGGAGAGACACAGUAAAGGAGAUUGAGCUUCUGAAGAGGUUGAAUCACCCCAACGUCGUUGCAUACAGAGCAGCCCACCUCGUUUGCUCCACAGUGUGGCUCGUCAUGGAGUUCUGCCUCGCCUCAGCAGCCGACAUCCUGGAAGUGUGCCAGGCUGAUCUGACGGAGGCCGAGAUCUCCGGCAUCGUGCUGGGAGCCGUCGGCGGGCUCAGCUACCUCCACCACCUCGGAGUUAUCCAUCGGGACGUGAAGGCCGGCAACGUGAUGCUGAGUGCCGAGGGGGAGGUGAAGUUGACCGACUUGGGCUCCGGUUCCCCCUCCUCUCCUGCCAGCACCUUUGUGGGGACCCCCUACUGGAUGGCACCGGAGGUGAUCCUAGCGGUGGACGUGGGCCACUACGACUGCCUCGUCGACGUCUGGUCACUGGGGAUCACCUGCCUGGAGCUGGCGGAGGGCCACCCCCCGUGGUUCCACACGAACGCGAUGAGCGCCCUCUACCAAAUCGCUCAGAGUCCAGCCCCCACGCUCGCUCACAAACACUCAUGGAGCGGUGAGUUUGCGCACUUUGUGGAGUUGUGCCUGGAGAAGAACCCCAGCAAAAGGUCCACCUCCACUCAGCUGCUACAGCACGACUUUGUGAGGAGAGAUGCUGUGGGCCCGGAUCCCGGAGCGGUGCUGCGGCUGCUGGUGGCACGGGCCAAGCGCGCCCUCCACUACCUGGACGACGUCUCCUUCCGCCGCAUGAAGAAGUUCCUCCUGCUGGACCCCCCGGAGCUGCUGGAGGUGGAGGAGGAGGAGGAGGAGGUGGAGGAGGAGGUGGAGCAGGUGGAGGAGGAGGAGGGAGACACGGAGUCGAGAGACACUGGCGGUCUUAGCGAGGAUCUGUGGUUGGGUGACUCUACGGAGACCUCCACCAGCGCCUCCCUGCCGCUCGGCGCCUCCCUUGACGGAGCCUCCACCUCCUCCUCCACCGUUGAGAGUGAGGAGUCCCUGUUUGAGGAUCUCGCUCCAGAUACCCCCCCUCCUGAUCCAACGACUCCUCACGAUGUGGGAUCUGCGUCGACCUGGCGAUCGACAGUGACGCAGAACCGGCCCCAAGUGACCGACGCUGACCGUGAUGGCGGUGGUGGCGGUGGCGCUGAUGGCGAUGGUGUCGGUGAUGGCGAUGGUGUCGGUGAUGGCGAUGGUGUCUCCAUGGUUACGGCACAGGGCGAGGAGCGUCCCCAGGACGUUCCCCUGGCCGAGGACGAGUCCAUCCGGGGAUGCCGAGCUGCUGCUGUACGCAGGAGGAGUGGGGAGAGUGCCGGGAGAGGCGCAGUCAGGGGUGGUGGUGGCUUGAAGCCCUCGGGCUCCCUGGAGCAUCUGCCCCUGGGUCAGGUGGCAAGGCGCGAGGUCGGAGGUCACGGGGUCACGAGGUCGUCGUCGCUACGGCUACGGAGACCUCCACGGCACCCGGCAACCACGGACCCACGCAAGCGAGUGAGCUGGCUUGGCGGACACUCGGUGGAGCGCCAGCCAAGUCCCACCGGCACCACCGGCACCACCGGCGCCACCACCGGCACCACCACCGGAGCUACUUCCACCACCACCACCACCGGAGCUACUUCCACCACCACUACCACCGGAGCUACCACCACCACCACCACCACCGGAGCUACCACCACCACCACCACCGCCACCGGCGCCACCAGAACCUCCUCCCCGCACGCCGUGGAGCUGCCCAAGCGGAGGCCCCCGAGGCCUCCCCAGCGGUCGGCGCCGCCGGCCCGCAGCUCCGGCUGCUGGGACCGCACACCGGAGGCGGAGGCCCCCCCCCGGCACGACCGCGGCGACCGCGGCCGCGGCGGCGGCGGCGGCGGCGGCGCCGUGGCGGUGAGAGCCGGCGGGAGGGAGGAGCGCGGCAGCCCGGACGGCCGCUGCACCCCACCGGCGGCCUCCUCCUCCUCCUCCUCCUCCUCCUCCUCCUCCUCCCGCCGCCUGUCCCCGGGGACCGCCGCGGCCGCCGUUUGUCGGCCGCGGCCGGCGCCCUCCCUCGGCGACGUCGCCCGGCGGCCAUCGCCGUCCACGCCGCCGCCGGACGCAGCUCCUCCGGCUCCUCCUCCGGCUCCGGCAGUGGCUCCGGCGGCGAAGGAGCCGGAGGAGGAGCCGGCAGGCGACGUCACCGCCGCCGGCGUGGAGAGCCGCCCGGCGGUGUCCCUGCCGGCGGCCGGGGUAGCGAGCGAGACCCCGGCGGGGUUGGCGUGCGGCCCCCUCCUCCUCCCCCUCCCCCUCCUCCUCCUCCUCCUCCUCCCCCUCCUCGUCCUCGCCGGCGCCGGCGCCGUCUCUCCCGCCGGCGCCCCCCUGGCGCUGCUCUCCUGCGCGGUGGCGCUCUGCCUGCCGGCGCCGACGCCGGCGCCGAUGACGCCGACGCCGACGCCGCCGACCCGGAGGGGGACGAGGGGGGCGGCGGUGGCGAGGGCGGCGCUGGCGGCCCAGCUGGUGCUCGCCGGCGCCGCCCUCGCCCUGGCGGCGCUGCGCUGGCCGCUGGGCCUGGCCCCCGCGGAGGCGGCGGCGCGCCUGGGCCUGGCGAGCGAGGGGAGCCUCUUCCGCCUGUUCCCGCGCGCCGGACGGCGGGCCGGCGGCGGCCGCAGCCGGAUCCCCGUGCCGUCCCGGCUGUGCCGGGCCGACGGGGCGGCGGCGACGGGGGCGGGGGGGCCGCCGGCGGCGCUGCGGGCGCUGGUGGCGGCGCUGACGGCGCCGGCGCUGGCGCUGGACGCGGCCGCGGCGUCGCUGGCGCCGAGCCUCGGCGGCUGGAAGUUCGGCGGCGGCGGCGGCGACGCUGAGGCGGUGGAAGCUCCAAGCCGGAUACCGAGGUACCGGGGCCGGGCGCCGGGCGGCGGCGGCGGCGGCGGCGCCGGCGGCGACGCCGAGGCGACGGCGACGCCGGGGGCG